AUGGGUUCGACGCAAUUUGGCAAUUUCAACGACUUUUGUCGGGAUUCCACGCUGCCUGUCUGCAAUCUCUUCGUGUCCAACAAUCAGCCCCCGAAUAAAGAGUAUAACGGAUGUCCGCUUUACGGUAUCGAGCUCAGCAAUGGCCGCUAUCUCAGUAAUCUGGGCUCGAUCAUCUUGGCCUUCAUCUCCAUCCUGGUAACACUUAUGCUGCUGUUGAGAUCGGAUCGCAAACGGGCAGCAGUCGGAAGAAGGGAAAUGCAAAUAUUCCUUCUCGGAUUCAUCGUCAUUGAGAUCUGCGAGAUCUUCUCGGUGGGCGGUUUCCCUCUUGAUCCAGCAGUCCGCAAGGGCUUUUCGGCUAUACAUAUUGCUGCGAUUACCGCAACGUGUUGGAUUCUGUUCCUAAAUGCCCUGGUGGGCUACCAAUUGCUGGACGACGGUACUCCGGCCUCAAUCGGUUUGAUCAUCGCCUCCUCCUUGGUUCUAUUCAUCGGUACGGGUUAUAUUGCCCUGGACACGGCCUUUGACUGGACGGGCGAGUUCACGACCUCGGUGCCACAUUAUCGCAAUAUCGCCCUCUAUGUGUUGUACCAGCUGUUUCCUCUCAUUUGCCUCGUGGCGUUCUACGUACUGGAAGCCGUCCUGGUGGUCCGGAUAUUGGGUGAACUUCGGCCAAUGAUCUAUUUGACCGCUGCCGCCCUGUUAUUCGCCAUCGGACAGAUUUUCGAAUACGUGAUCAGCGUUCACCUCUGUAACGCCUCUCACCACAAGAUCAACGGCGCCUUAUUUGAGACUCUCUUCACUCUUUUGGCAGUUGGCAUGGUUUGGACGUUUUGGAGCAGCAUCACCGAAGACGAUUGGCCCAUGCCAAUGGCAGCCGGCGGUGGAUACCGUUAA
This is a messenger RNA of Aspergillus sclerotioniger CBS 115572, 894 nucleotides long. Its product is annotated as chitin synthase export chaperone. The record is from RefSeq and is a predicted model, not a curated record. Gene Ontology annotation, biological process: protein folding. The transcript is spliced from 7 exons. Lineage: Eukaryota; Fungi; Ascomycota; Eurotiomycetes; Eurotiales; Aspergillaceae. Gene Ontology annotation, cellular component: endoplasmic reticulum membrane. The coding region runs from base 1 to 894 and encodes 297 amino acids.